Molecule: messenger RNA, 1227 nt
Organism: Kuraishia capsulata CBS 1993
Lineage: Eukaryota; Fungi; Ascomycota; Pichiomycetes; Pichiales; Pichiaceae
Exons: 1
Coding region: 1-1227 (408 amino acids)
Biological process (GO): peptidyl-L-cysteine S-palmitoylation; protein targeting to membrane
Cellular component (GO): Golgi apparatus; endoplasmic reticulum
Molecular function (GO): protein-cysteine S-palmitoyltransferase activity
Source: RefSeq, a predicted model, not a curated record
AUGACUUCCAACCUCACGUGGUUUGACGAGCGGUUUUUUGGAGAUCGUGUUUCCCAGAUACUUACUCAUCCGUUUGCUUAUAAGGUGUACGGAUGGCUUACGCCGUUUCUUUACGUGGUGGUUUUGUUCAAAUGUGUUCAAUUCUUUCUCAAAUUCACAUACAUAGAAACUAUACUGGUCUACGAAGACCAGUUUAUAGACUACACCGAAGACACUCGGUUUUGGCUGAUCAUAGUCCCAAGUCUUCUCAUCAACGUGGGAAGUUUUACAAUGGCUAUAAUUACAGCACCUGGUGACGUGGAGAGUGCUCUUUUGGAAGAAAAGGAUGACGAGUUACGUCGCAAAAAACAGCAGAGGCUCCACAAUAUAUUUCCAUAUGACGGGCUUAUCUUCUUCGACUUUGGCCAGGGUUGCGGUGAAAAGAUGAUGCGUUGUCCUGAAAAUGCACCACAGGGCUAUUGCCGUACUUGCCGACUACCCAAGAUUGCCAGAUCGAAACAUUGCAACUCGUGUGGAAAAUGCUUCCUCAUGUUUGAUCACCACUGCAUCUGGCUCAACAACUGUGUUGGCUACAAGAACUAUCGUUAUUUCCUUUUGUUUCUGUCAUCGUGUAUCUGGGUGUUUUCAUACGCCGUCUACAUGUGUCACAAAGCUCUCAGAUACGUGGUGAACAGUUAUUACUAUAACUCUGCUGCGAAAGUAGCAGUGAUACAGAGCAAGUUCAAACUGGACGUAGUGGUUCUGGAGAGAUUUAGACUAUUGACGGACAGAGACUCUUUCAAUUGGCGAUGCUGGUGGUGGGUUAUAUCAGAUACAUCCAAGCAGUGUGAGGUUACAGGGAUUUUGAUGAUAAUGUGCUGUCUGUUCAUUCCGCUUUGCGCUGCCUUCUUGGGAGAACAUUUGUGGUACCUCUAUCUUGGAGUCACGACCAAUGAAACUUUGAAGUGGGAUUAUGUGCAACAUCUUGUUGACAUGAAGGCCCUUCAUCGUUAUGAUUGUACAGACACGUUCAAACUAUCAAGACGAGAGGGUAAGGAGGGUCUGUACCUGAUAAGAGAUGGUGUUAGAUUCUAUCGGUUAUCAGAUGGAUAUGAUGUCACGGACAGUAUAGAUUAUUCCAGCGGAAGGGUAUCCGCUAUCCAAUCCAUUGAAGAUUUGGAUAACAUUUACGACCGAGGAUUUUGGAACAAUUUGAAGGAGAGGAUUGUUUUGGGUGUUAAAAUAUAG